GCGGCGAGCGUCACACCCGGAAGCAGGGCCCCGCGAGGAGCCGGCAGCAAUGAACGGGGAGCCGGGGCAGACGUCCGUAGCGCCCCUUCCCGGGAAGGUCGAGCCGGGCAGUGGGGUCCGCAUCGUGGUGGAGUACUGUGAACCCUGCGGCUUCGAGGCGACCUACCUGGAGCUGGCCAGUGCUGUGAAGGAGCAGUAUCCGGGCAUUGAGAUCGAGUCGCGCCUGGGGGGCACAGGCGCCUUUGAGAUAGAGAUCAAUGGACAACUGGUGUUCUCCAAGCUGGAGAACGGGGGCUUUCCCUAUGAGAAAGAUGUAAGUAUUUGCAGUGUUGGGAGGACCGCUGGGUCACCUUCCCCAACAGCACAUCCUGCCACUCUGCAUCUCUAUCCACUAGCUCAUUGAGGCCAUCCGAAGAGCCAGCAACGGAGAACCCCUAGAAAAGAUCACCAACAGCCGUCCUCCCUGCAUCAUCCUGUGACUGCACAGACUGGGUUCCUGCCCUGUUCGGGGGUCCAAGUCGUGGUCUCCCCUGUGGUCCUGCUGGGAGCUCCCCUUGCCACUUUCCUGUACUUAGCUCCUUAGCAAAGAGACCCUGGCCUCCACUUUGCCCCUUUGGGUUCACGGAAGGAAUAGAAAAUUCCAUGGUGUUGGGGGCAGGAGAGAGAUACUCUCCAUGGACACUUCCCCAGUCACCUUAUACCCGCUUCCCAGGAUAAGUGCCCACGCAAGCCCAGUCCUCUCUCCAGCUUGGUAAUACCUGUAUGAUGCCAUGGUAGAUCUUAUUUAUUCUCCCCUAGUCCAGUGCAGUGUCAGCUAUUGGCAAUAAAGUGGCACUACAAACACUAA
Saimiri boliviensis boliviensis (Bolivian squirrel monkey) is the source of this 847-nucleotide messenger RNA. It is a transcript of the gene MIEN1, whose product is annotated as migration and invasion enhancer 1. Gene Ontology annotation, cellular component: cytosol. The record is from RefSeq and is a predicted model, not a curated record. Gene Ontology annotation, biological process: negative regulation of apoptotic process; positive regulation of filopodium assembly. NCBI's taxonomy places the organism in Eukaryota, Metazoa, Chordata, Mammalia, Primates, Cebidae.